UGUGUCCCUUGCAGCAGAUUUAGGCGUUCCUCCAAGAAGCUUAAGCCACAGAGAGGAACGUAUUGAUCUGAUUGUGUGUUUUUAUUCCUGUUGGAUAGUUUCACUGUAAUUUCAUCACCUGCCACUUUAAUGUUGGACUCGCUGACUACAGACAAGGUGCACGGUGGGAUGGACCUCAUUGACCUCCUGCUCAGGAACACAGAUGAAACCCCAGGUUGCCACAGCAACCAACCAUGGAUCACAAUUCAUGACGCCCUGAGCCCCGAGGGAAGUGCUGCUGAUGACUUCCUGGACACCCUAUUAGAUGGGAGCAACUCCUCCUCGGCUCCAGCAUCCCCCCUGUGGUCACCCUGCACCACCGACAGCGGCAUCAACGAGGACCCCCCAGCAGAUGCCACAGAACGCCUUCAUCCACCCUCCUGCACAGCUUUUCCAGCCUUCGAUGCACAUUCUUUCCCUCAGGCUCCACCUCUGCAGAACCAGCCACCACCAAAUGAACAAAACUCUGAUGUCACCAUUGAUCUAGGCUGGGAGUCCAGUGACCUCCAAGAGCAGUUUGGCAUUGGAUACUACCUACGAACUACGAACCAAACCUGCCCUCUGUCGUCCACUCAGACACUCACAGUAAAAGACCUGCUGCUAUCCAACCUGAGACAGACACAAAUCCCCCAGCAUUCCUUGCAGGAGCUUGUACUUAAUGAGGAUGAAAAGAAACUUCUGGCUAAAGAAGGGGUGAACUUACCCAGCAAACUGCCACUGUCCAAGUUUGAAGAGAGGGUUCUGAAAAAGAUCCGGCGGAAAAUCCGCAACAAACACUCUGCUCAAGAAAGUCGGAAGAAGAAGAGGGAAUAUGUUGAUAGUCUGGAGGGAAGGAUGUCUGCAUGUAGUGCUAACAACCUUGAGCUGCAGAAAAAGAUCCAGGAGCUGGAAAAGACCAACAAUGCUCUGUUGGAGCAGCUAAGCCGGCUGCAGGAUCUCAUUCCUAACAGCUCCAGCAGAACAAAUCACAGAGGGACCUGCCUCCUGGUUUUGCUACUCUCCUUCUCCCUCCUCAUUUCCUCAAAUCUUUGGCCAGACCCUUACAGCCAACUCAGCCAGGGAGAGUACACACAAAGCAAAGUGCUGUCCCGCUCCCUGCAGUCGAUGGGUGAAGUGAGAGAAGUCCCAUCUCUUCCUCACCUCUCUGUCUCCAGGGGCUUUGAGGCACUGUAUAGCCUGAUGGAAGAGCGCUGACCCAGGACAGGUCUCCCCAAUCCCCAUCCAGCACAAGGCCAAUCACUGAUCUCCUCGUAACUCCCCAGGAGGGAAGAUAUAGCAAAGGAGUGCAGGCUCGUGGCAUUCAAAUGAGCAGUUUGAUCAUUUUCCAGCGUCUGAGGGAGUGGGGUUUUAUGGUGUGUUAGGCAUCCACUCCAACACACAAACAGUUAUUGAUAAGAUUCUUCUGACUAAAAUACACUCACUCAGAUGGAGGUUGGCAAAGAGGUCAUCCAAAUUUUGCUUAGGAAAAUGGAGCCUCGGGAACUUGGUGUAGUGUGUAUUAUAUUGCUGACUGCAAGAUGUAUGACACAAAUGUAUAUUCACUGCUAUAUUUUAUUAUUUACUUUUAAUGUAUAUGUUGAAAAAACAUGUCAAGAAUGAUUUGAGUUGCAAUUUGUAACAGAUCAGUGCAAAGCUAACAAAGCACAAGAGAAUAAAAAUAAAAAUACUCAGGUGCUCUUUGGAAGCACCUAAA
Molecule: messenger RNA, 1732 nt
Organism: Micropterus salmoides (largemouth bass)
Lineage: Eukaryota; Metazoa; Chordata; Actinopteri; Centrarchiformes; Centrarchidae
Product: cyclic AMP-responsive element-binding protein 3-like protein 3-A
Exons: 10
Coding region: 130-1233 (367 amino acids)
Biological process (GO): regulation of transcription by RNA polymerase II
Cellular component (GO): nucleus
Molecular function (GO): DNA-binding transcription factor activity, RNA polymerase II-specific; RNA polymerase II cis-regulatory region sequence-specific DNA binding
Source: RefSeq, a predicted model, not a curated record